CGCGCGCGUACAACGUACAACGUACAGCUCAACAGUAGUCCCGAGCGGAGCGCAGCGCACGUGCACAGCUCGGCCGAGCCAUGGGAAAGUCCUCGAGCAAGCUCAAGUCCAGGCGCAGCCAGAGUAUAGCGUGGAGCUUCAGGUUCCCCUCGGCGGGCAGUCUGCAUCAGGCGCUGGGCGGCUCGAGCCGCAGACGACAAAGGAAGGCCAACCGCGACAGCAGUCGCAACGUCGACGGAGCCAUCGCGAUCUCGGCCUCGUGCCGCGAGCUCGGCAAGCGCAACACCCUCAGCUCCGAGGCGAGCACCGACGAGUGCGAGACCUGCGCCCCGUCCCGCAGCGACUCCACCGACACCCUCAGAGCCCCGCAGGGCAGCGCCGCCGAGGAGGUCGCGGCCGCCAGCAACAGCGGCGCCGCGGCCGCGGCGGGCGCUCGCAGGAUUAGCCUCGGCGAGCCGCCGCCUCGCGAGGGCUCGCAUGAUGCAGCCGCGGACGCGAUGCAGCCGCCAGACACCGGCUCGCUCGCCAGCACACCCACACCCAGCUCUGGAUGCUGCAGUCCUCGAGGCGCCGCCGAGCCGUCGGAAGAGUCGGUCCGCAAGCUGCUGGAACGCGAGCUGCGCCUGUUCGACCUGAUCGACCCGCGGGACAUUCGGUCGUACGCGUGGUACCACGGCGGCUCGUUGCCCGGAGGCAGAAAAGGCGCCGAGGCGGAGAUCCCGAACGACGGCGACUUCCUGGUGCGCGACUGCGCCAGCCAGCCCGGCAACUACGUGCUCAGUGUGCGGCACAGGGGACAGCCUCUGCACUUCGUCAUCAACAAGGUGGUGCUCCAAGCAGGUACGAUGUACGAGCGAGUGCAGUACCAGUUCGAGGACGAAGCCUUCGACACGGUAACUGAUCUGAUAACCUUCUACGUUGGCAGCAAGCGUCCGAUAAGUCAGGCGAGCGGCGCUCGCGUCGUCACGCCCCGCCACCGCAAAUUCCCCUUGUCGACGACGGCCAACUCGCUCGCUCGCUCGCCACCGCGCAUCCCCCGCAAAAAGGAGCGUAGCCACUCGCUCAGUGCUUACCAGCACUACCAGAGCCCGCCGCCGCCGCAGCUCGUGCCCUUCCACCAGCAGCAGCAGCAGCAAGCGAGCACUCUGCCGCGAGUGCCCCAGGCGGCCGGCAGCCCGCCCAGCUCGCUGUCGUGCUCCAUGUCGCUCGGCAGGCAGAAGAUCGGCAGGGUCGUCUCCGACCCGGCGCUCGAGCCGCAGCAGCUCCGCCGGCAGCCCUCGCGGCCGGCCGACGAGGGAGACGAGCCGCACUACCAGAGCCCGAAGAACAACUCGGCCGUGCUGCCGCCGCUGGAGACCAACAACGGCGCCUACGAUACGCCGCCGCCGAAGCCGCCGCGCGUGCCCCGGCACCUGAAGCCGCCGCCGCCGCCGCCGCCGCCGCCGCCGCCGCCGUCGUACUCGCAGCCGCACGCGCUGCACCAGACGAGGCCGCACCAGGCCUCGGGCAGCGACAGCGGCAACGGCUCCGGCGACAGCGAGUUCGAGACCGGCGCCGCCUGCGGCCUGCCGAUGCAGCCCGCGGUCAAGAGCCUCAUCCUGCGCAGCUACUACCAGGCCAAGGCCCUGGGCCUUAGCGAGCUGGACAUCCGGCAGUGGCGCGAGCUCGAGCGGCGCAUCGCCGAGAGCGCGCCCAGCUUCGAGAUCCCGUCGUGCUUCGACCUCGACAACUUCAACACCAUCCUGCUGCCGACGGUGGAGCACAAGCCGCUCGACGCCACCGCGCUCCGGGGCGUCAUGGGAAUGCUGCACGAGACCGCCUCGCGGAUCCUCGCCUCGCACCUCACCCGCACCGACGUGGACAUGCUGCUCAAGGUGCACGCGGACGACCCGCCGAGCGUGCGCGACGGCCAGUGCGGCCUGGAGCUCCUCGUGCUCCCGUACGCCAAGCAGACGCGGCUCGACGUCAUCGAGCGCACCGAGUGCCUCAAGCUGCUGGUGGCCGUGACGAUCCUCACCUGUCCGAGCGCGCCCGAGCGAGCGGCCACCAUCAGCCGCUGGGUGCAGGUGGCCAUCGACACCAAGACGGCCCUCGGCAACCUCUACGGCUUCUGCUCCAUCAUGCUCGGGCUCUGCCUGCCCCAGAUACAGCGGCUCACGGCCACUUGGCACCUGCUCAGGCAGAGGCACACCGACGAGGCCUUCGCGUUCGAGGCCAAGCUCAGGCCCACCCUGCGGGCGAUGAACGAGUGCACCGACCCGCAGGCACCCAACACCACCAUCCCGCACGUGCUGCCCAUCGCUCUGCUCAACGAGCGCACGCACGACGACGUCCUGGGCAACGCGCCGCCGUCCGCGCUGGCCUCGGCGGUGCUCUGUCCCUGGGAGAACUCGGCAGCGGACUGCGGCUUGUCGAUAAUGUGGGCGCACCUGGAGGCUUCGCGGAAGAUGCACGAGAACCUGACGCUGUUCAGGCGCAACGCCGAGAUCGCGCUGGAGGGCUGCCGCAGCGACGAGCUGCUCCUCGACGCAUUCCGCGCCGAGUUCCACAUCAAGUUUCUGUGGGGCAGCCGCGGCGCCUUCGUCGCGGCCGGCGAGCGACACGCCAAGUUCGUGCAGGUGCUCGACGCCAUGUACGACAAGUGCGCGGCGGGCGAGCAGGGCUCCGCCAACGCGUGAACGAUCCGCCUCCUCGGCCUCACCCCCCUCGCGAGCUUUCGUCGCUGGGUCAGCGGCCGCCUCUCUCCUCGUAACGGCAGCCACGCCAAGUCGAGACGGCAGAUGGGUGCGAUCGGUGUCGCUGGUCCACUUGGCAGACUACGCUGCCGCCGCGUAUUUGAAACGGCUCCAAAAAAUCAAACUAGACGUACUGGGGGACGAGAGGCCGAACGCGCGGUUCGACUGUUACACUCGCUCUUUGACAUACGCACGCCGAUGUUAGGUAAGGGAUCAUUCUAUUAGCUGUAUCGUGUACUUUGAGCAAUGGCGUUUACGAUAAACAGAGGUGCGUAUGGCGUAUACGCGAGCAACCAGAACGAUCUGUCAAUCGAAAUGAGGAAAGUUUACCGGCCUAUUGUUUUCGACCGCGUACAACCGAGGUGCUUCUUCCUUUUUUUCAUUUUAACCGACAGACUCUACUCAUCGGUCGAUAUAGCACGUUCAUUUUUUUCUUUCAAUUGCUUUGCGCUGAUGGAGUUCACGUUAUAUCGUAGUAUAUAUAGAGAGAUUUAUUUUAUUUUUUUAAUUUCGUCAAAGCCGAGCGAGUCUGACACGUAAACUUUCUAUUUCGAUCCGGUGCGACUUUUAUAUAUUUGUACAUAUUUGCACGUGACUUUUUCAUGAAAAACGCAAUUUGAUAAAGAAAAAAUUAAAAAAAGUAAGCGAGCAAAGCGGGACUGAGAUCGUUGCUUCCCGGUUACGGGACGAGUGGUCUUUUAUCAUGCAUUAUAAGUCGCCACCAAAACUCAGAUGCGAAAGAGAAAGGCAAGAGGAAACUGCUUUAGCAUUAAUUAAGGCCCCAAUCGAUAGACUUAGAUAUACAGUCAGUAGGAGCAUUUCGCCGUAACUUUCCUUCGGGCGUUCAUCUAAAAUAUAAAUGUGCUCGAAAAAAAAUUAUCUUCGAUAAAUGACUGUGACUAAUCAAUUUUUUAAUGUUUCGAGCAAUGGUUCCUUCAUAAAAAAAAUGAAAAAGCCAAUUGUCAUUUCCAGCUGUCAUUAUUUCUGUUUACAUUCACGAUGGAAAAAAAAUGUUGACACUCCUCCUCAUAAACAAGCUGACUUGAGAAACACCAUUGAUUUUUUAUUUUUUCACGAAAAACCUUCUCAAAACAUUUCAAGAUUCAUUAGUUGCAAUCUGAGUAUAAACAAUAGUCGGUGAUAAUUAUCUUCAAGCAACUUUGAUUAAUAUGUUAGGCAAACGAUUGGAGGGAAGUCGCAACAAAAUUUCUCAAUUGACUGUAUACCUAUGGAUAUCGAUUGACGGGCCUUAAUCGAGGUUUUAUUUGUGCAAAAAUGAUUUUUCCUAAUAAUGCAUUUCGUCCUAAGUGCAGUUACAAUGCGAGUGAUUGGAUAUUUUUCACGUUUUUUCGAAUAACUUUACAUUAAAAUGCACAUAUUUAUAUUUAAUAUUUAUAUUUAUACGUUUGUAAUACGAGUCAGGACAAUAUUUGAGAGAGAGAGAGAGAGAGAGAGAGAGAGAGAGAGAGAGAGAGAGAGAAGAAUAGCAAGAGAUAUGUUUAUUGUACGACAAGCAACGCAAUUCAAAUGAAAAAUGUUAUUAAAGUAAUAUGUAAACGAAACGACGUAAAUGAUGGCAAUCCACGAAAAAGAAAAGCAUGUGAAGUUACCCUAUCUCUGUAUACCAGCUGUACUUAAUGAUAUUUGAUUGGAAAAUUAACGAUUAAUUAGAAUAUAUUAUGUACAUUAUUAUGCGACCAAAAUUGGAUGCUGUACCUGUUGUUCGCGUUUUUUCACAACAUAUAAAUCGAUAUACAUUAUUCCCAUUUGUCGUUUUUUUAUUUCGCUUAUUUUCAUCGGCUUUUAUUUCUUUUCUUUGUUUCAGCGAUUGGUAUUUCAGUUUAUUUAUAAUUAUGAUGCAUGAAAAAAGCAAGCAUUCAAUGUGUAUGUACAUGUGUGUAGCAAUGGGCGAUUCUUAGUUAUUUCAAUGGGCUUGGAGAUACUGGGUUACGGAAUUUUUCAAGCUUUGAAGAAUUGUUGCACAUAUAGAGGUCAUAAUUUUUCAAAAUUUUCAUACCAAAAGAUUGAUUAUAUCAAAAGUUAUUAACCUUGAAAAGUAAUGAUAACAUUUUUCAGAAGGCUAUAUUUCAAAUACUAAUAAUGUGAUAGGGAUCAACAUUUUUUAAAUGUGCAUAAAACUUUCAACUGUGAAAAUAUUUGCCACAAUAAACGAUAAUGUUUAUCUUCAAAAAUUAUUAACUUUUUCUUAAACUGUUAUGAAUAACUCAAAAAGUAGUUUGUUUUGAAGUCUUGCUUUUACGUAUUGGUCAGGGCUUUUUAUACAAAAAAAUAGAUAUAUCUACCAUGCAUUUCUACAGCCAACACGCAUAUCACGAGUCGCUAUCGUGAAUCGCAUGCGAGUAGGUACAAUGUAACAACGAAGCAGUGGUAGGGGCGACUAUCUAUACAGUAAGAUGACGAUACUGGGCUCCGCCGUAACUAUAAUAUACGCUGAAUUGAGUAUAAUAUACGCUGAAUAAGAGUACACAGAUAUGAACAUCACAAGAUAACAGUACGUCCUUCCGUUGCCUUUUCUUUUAAUUCUAGACAGUAAGUCAUAAUUAUACACACAUGCAAUUUUGCGUUGUUGAGAUUGAUGCGUGUACAGAUAAUCUAAUAUUAAUUAUUCAAUUUAUUAUUUUGUUAAUAAACUCACUAUAUUUUUUUAUAUUCGUCCAUCAAAAGACUUGAUGCACCUAAGGCUAUAUUUAGUUGUCAUCAUCACAAUUUCAACUGUGCAGCUUACAUACAAUAGUUUGCAAUCAUUAUAUUUAUAAUGAUGCUUUUGACAGCUUACAUUCACUGACGCUUAUAUAAGCU
Molecule: messenger RNA, 5555 nt
Organism: Phymastichus coffea
Lineage: Eukaryota; Metazoa; Arthropoda; Insecta; Hymenoptera; Eulophidae
Product: SH2 domain-containing protein 3C
Exons: 7
Coding region: 81-2678 (865 amino acids)
Biological process (GO): small GTPase-mediated signal transduction; positive regulation of peptidyl-serine phosphorylation
Molecular function (GO): phosphotyrosine residue binding; guanyl-nucleotide exchange factor activity
Source: RefSeq, a predicted model, not a curated record